Dalotia coriaria is the source of this 5109-nucleotide messenger RNA. RefSeq names its product SET domain containing 1 (gene Set1). Gene Ontology annotation, molecular function: RNA binding; histone H3K4 methyltransferase activity; protein binding. NCBI's taxonomy places the organism in Eukaryota, Metazoa, Arthropoda, Insecta, Coleoptera, Staphylinidae. Gene Ontology annotation, cellular component: Set1C/COMPASS complex. The transcript has 7 exons. The coding region runs from base 464 to 4864 and encodes 1466 amino acids. The record is from RefSeq and is a predicted model, not a curated record.
CACUGCACAUACUGACACAAACACACACCAAACACACAAACGCGCUCGCGUUGUUCGCUCCGUUUUUUUUCCACCGCGCACAACAAGUCACACACCGCGGCCGCGUCCAAAACGAAAAGCGCGAAGUUGAAUGAAAAACUCGCGCCCGCUGGCCGUUUUCUGCGCGAUGCGCAGCACGCCGCGUCUCUGCUUGCGCGAACGACGCGCAUUCGCCGCUUGUUACAUCGAGUAAACAAACGGCAAACAAACCCUCUCCGGAAGGGUGCAAACACACCGGUCGGCGUGCAUACGCUGCAUUUUCCCAAAAUUCAUCCACCGCGCACACAUUACACACCCCAGAGUGUGCGAAACCCGGUGAAAAACACAAAUAUCAAAACAUAACCUAACUCACAAUCGAAAACUCGUAGAAUGCUGUAUGAUGCGAGUGCAGAGUUAUGUUUAUGAACCGAGUUGAUCAACAAUUAUGAUGAACGGGACGAUGGAGCGCCUGAAUCCCAAUCAGCAGGUGCUCAAUGCAAAGCCAGCACAGCCAAAGAACUACAAGCUGAUUUGCGACCCGAAUCUGGUCAAAGGCGGCGUGAAACUCUAUCGGUAUGAAGGCGUCGUGCCGGGCGACCCAUCAUACGUCUCAUCCACACCGCGCGAUCCGCGAAAUCCAAUGCGGAUAUGGAAUAGACUUGAAACUAUAGAGUUACAGAUACCUAGGUUCCGGAUAGAUUCGAAUUAUGUUGGCACACCACCCCCUCUGGAGGUGUCCAUCUUCCACCUCAAUGAUAACAUUGACAAGCAGUUCCUCAAGGACAUUGUGCAAAAGUUCGGCACUGUUGACGAGCUGCAGAUUUUUUACCAUCCUGUAACUAAUAAACAUCUCGGCCUGGGUAGAGUUGUGUAUUCCACGGUGGAUGAAGCGAGUUUAUGCGUGGAGAAACUGAAUAAGACUAGUGUUAUGGGUAAGGUGUUGGAUGUGAUGUUAGACAGGUUUGGUGAGAAGGUACGUGCGAAAACCGAGGAGUUGACAGCGGAGAAAAAACCGCCACCUGUUGUCGAAAAAGUGAAGAAGGAAGAGAAAAAAGUUGAAGUAGUGGUGGAAAAACCACCGGUUAUACCUCGCGAUGAAGAAAUUAUCCCGCGUAAUAAAUACGAUGAUAAAGAUUAUAAAGAUAGAGAGGAUAGGGAUAGGAGAAGGACGGAUGAUAGGCACCAUCAUAGGAAAGAGGAUCGAGAUAAUCGGUAUCAUCGUAGUACUAGUGGGUAUAAAGCGCCACCUGUGAGUGCGAAUGAUGUGUAUCAUGCGGAUUAUACGGAUGGGUAUGCUCCGCCCCCACCACCGAGCCAAGCAUAUCCACCACCCCCACCACAAACUGCUCCGAUGUAUGAUUACAACAUGAUGCCGGGUUAUACGCAUCAGUAUAACGCGUAUACAAUGGGUUCUUGGCCGCCGUUGCCCCGCCCCUGGCCGGAAAUGCCCUGGGCCGAGGCGGAGAAACCUCAGCCACCGCCUGCGCAAACCAAAUGGGAUGCGAAUCACACUGAUGCGGGCGGCAAGCGGGAAAAGCGGCGGCAUAAAAAGGAACGCAAGAAGGAACGCGAGCGAGAAUAUAAACAGGAUAAAGACAGGGAGAAGGAUAAAGAUAAGGAUAAGGAUGCGAAAGGUGCAGAGGAUUCGAAGACGUUGGAUUUGGAUACUAGGAUAGCGAUGCUGUUGAAGGGUAAGACGGCGAAUGCGCCGUCGUUUCUUAGUUUUCCGGAUUCCGAUGAGGAGACGAAGAAAAGCCCGCAUAUUCCUACGUCAAUCGACAGUGAUGACGAUCAUUCAAGCGUCUCCCUAUCAGAUCUCCCAAUAAAUCCCCCAGCACCAGAUGUAGAUAUGCAACCAGUCGCACCACCAACCGAAUCCCCACCCCUAUCACCCUUCCCCUCCCCCUACGAAGACAAAGAAGCCUACCUGCAGGCAUACCGUGAUAACAUUGAAUACAUGCGCAAGGAAGCCAAACGCCUCGCCGACGCCGACAAAAUCGGCUCGGACAUCUCCUCGAGCGAAGACGAACUCCUCACCGGCGGGCAGAACUACAGCCCCAUCGCCGACUUUAAAGUCGAACCACUCAAAUCCCAAGACGACGAAAUGUCUCUCUCAUCAUUAAGCAGCAACGAGAAAAUCGUCGAGACUAUCGACGCGAAUGGCGCGUAUCAAUACUACGGCGGAUAUCCAACCUACGGGACAGAUUGGAGGCAAGCACAGUAUCCAUAUGCAACGCACCCUGCACAGCAAAUGUACAUGUCGCAAUAUCCAAUGGGACAAUUCCCCUUCCACCAUCAAUACCAAUCAUUUCUACCACGGACAACUCCAGCGGCAGGGAAGGAAGACCCGCAUGCAACUACAAUCGCUGAGGUUGUUGAGCAAAUCGCCCAGGAACUCAAACAAAUCCUUAAAAAAGAUUUCAAUAAAAAAAUGGUGGAAAACACAGCGUUUAAGAAGUUCGAAGCGUGGUGGGAGGAAGAAUCCACACGGAAAAAACAAGAUACACGCUUGGAAAAGAAAGAAGAACCCGUACAGAAUGAUCCACCUACUAAAGAUAAUAUAAACUUUUUAUUGGAAGCGAAUCGUGAUAGUUUCGAUGGUCUCGGGCUGGGUUUACGCGCAUCACUACCGAAAAUGCCUAGUUUUAGGCGUAAGAAAAUCCCCAGUCCGGUCCAAUUGGAUGAGGAUUCACGAAAAGCCUCGGAUAAUGAGGAAAUCGUACAGAAUUCCGAUGAUGAUACAUCCACAUCCACUUCACAACCUGCUAGUAGGAGUCUACGACGUGUUAGAAAGGCGAGUACAUCGUCCUCGUCGAGUUAUGUCACUUCAUCAUCAAGCUCUAGUGAUGAUGACUCAUCAGACUCGGAUUCGAGACAUCAUGUACGUCCUAAGGUGCGUAAUAGACGGAAAUCAAGGUCUGUUACACCUGAAGGACGAAAAACACCGAUGCCAAGUGGUAAUAUUGACUUUUCACCGUUGGCUGACAUGGAUCUGGAUGACAUAUCACGAUCACCGAUUGAUGACGGUAUAGAAGCGCGCUGUAUUACCCCCGAACCUAUGCAGAUACAGGAUGAUGACACAAUUACAACACCGAUUAAAAAUACUGAUGAUAAGAAGGAGAAGGAGAAGGAGAGUAAAAAGAAGAGUACGUUGGAUAAGCUGCUGGACGGCGAUAGUGAUUUGAGUGAUGAUGAGCGUGAAUAUUUAGAGAGACGGCGACGGAAUACUGAAUGGAUGGCGCAGAUUGAACAAGAACGACUGGAGAUGGAGCUAGAGGCGAAAAAACAAGAGUUGGAAGAGUUAAGUCGUGCGGAACGCAUGAAUACUGAAGUUAAAGAUGAUGUGGUUGUUAAAAAAGAUAAAGACAAGAAAAAGAAGGGAGCUGUAACGUCAACUGCGAAAAAACAGAAAGAAGAUGUAAGUAAAGUUGCCGAUGCUAAGGCGGAUGUUCCACAGGAUGAUAUGGAUCUGGAAAGUUCCGCCGUGGCGGCGCUGGCGUUGCUCGCAGCGCACAAAGAUGACAUAACAAAAACCCGCCGCGAGUCUUUCAAUGGUGAUCAAGACCAGGAUAAAGAUAAAGCGCAUUCAAGGUUAUCUGAGUCUUCGGAUGUGUCAAGUCCGCGAUCACAGGUCGCCAUUGAGCAUUCCUACUGCAUGCUGCCAACGCCACCUGACAAAGAAAAAGAGAACCAAGGGCAGGAGCGUGAUCACUUUGAGAGUGACAAAGAGGGGUUAUUGCACGAUCAUGGCGGAUAUCUUGCGCCUGCGCCUCCAAUUACCACAAAAGAAGAUAAAUCCAAGGAUAAAAAGGAUAAAGAAAAAGAAACCAAGCGCGCGAAAGCUGCUAAACCGCGUAAAAGUGGCAAGGAUAGGAAAUUCCAAGAGUUGCAGAACUUGUUCGAUCAGCAGUCGUUUUUCGAUCGACAGCCACAGACUGCGCCUGCGCCCAAGCCGAUAAAAUUCACCAAGAGGGAUAUUGCGACGGAAAUGACGAUAUUGUACGAGUUUCUCACGAAAGGUAUCGAUGCGGAGGAUAUCGGGUAUAUGAAGAGUUCGUACGAAGCGCUGCUGGCUAAUGACAGCAUGGGUUAUUGGUUGAAUGACACGCAUUGGGUGGAUCACAGCGCGACGGAUUUGAAUGCGCUGCCAUCGCGGAAGAGGAAACGCGAUGAUUGGAAGGUGCAUGCGACGGGGUGUGCGAGAACUGAGGGAUAUUAUAAAAUUGCGCCGCAGGAGAAGGCAAAGUAUAAGUAUCAUCAUGCGAGGAGCAUUACGACGACUUCGCCGGGUAAUUUCCCUGUUGUCAAACAACAACAAGGAUUAUCACGUGAAGCCCGAUCAAAUCAACGGCGGUUACUCACAGCGUUUGGCAUUGAUACAGAUUCAGAUCUACUGAAGUUUAAUCAAUUGAAGUUUAGAAAGAAGAAUAUCAAAUUCGCCAAGUCAUCCAUUCACGACUGGGGGUUAUUCGCCAUGGAGCCGAUCGCAGCCGAUGAGAUGGUGAUUGAGUACGUCGGUCAGCGAGUGCGCGCGACUUUAGCCGAUGUCCGUGAGCGACAGUAUGAGGCCAUUGGAAUUGGAAGUUCGUAUCUUUUUAGAAUUGAUUUGGAGAGUAUAAUUGAUGCGACGAAGGCUGGAAAUCUAGCUAGGUUUAUAAAUCAUAGUUGUAACCCGAAUUGUUAUGCAAAAGUGAUAACGAUCGAAUCGCAGAAGAAAAUCGUGAUUUAUUCGAAGCAGGCGAUCGGUGUCAAUGAAGAAAUCACCUACGACUACAAAUUCCCGCUGGAAGAUCAGAAGAUUCCCUGUCUGUGCGGCGCCGCGACGUGUCGCGGAACGCUCAACUAGAUAUUAGCGAUUAAUUCAUUUCGUUUAUUUUUGUUUUGUUUGGCGAUUUCAAUUUGUGUACAUAUUAUUGCAUUCACAACGAUUUUUAUGAUUGCUAGCAUUAGUUUUAAACCGCAUUGCGAAAAGAAGGAUUUCAUUCAUGGUGCGUAAAUGACGUGUUCACAUGAUUCAUAUUUUCUCUUGUACAUAGUUUCAUCGUCUUUUACUACUCAAGCGUAAGAUAUAAAUAAUUGUUUCUUUAAAAA